Messenger RNA from Magnolia sinica, 2077 nucleotides. RefSeq names its product protein RBL. NCBI's taxonomy places the organism in Eukaryota, Viridiplantae, Streptophyta, Magnoliopsida, Magnoliales, Magnoliaceae. Gene Ontology annotation, molecular function: protein binding. Bases 339 to 2021 code for a protein of 560 amino acids. The transcript is spliced from 5 exons. Gene Ontology annotation, cellular component: Set1C/COMPASS complex. The record is from RefSeq and is a predicted model, not a curated record.
GUGCGAAGUGUAGUCCUUGUAUUUUCUAACAUGCGCUAGGGUUCUCUUUUCCCCCCUCAAACUCAAACUGGUUCGAUCUCAGGAAAAAAACAGAGAGAGAAGAAAAUCGAAAUUUCUGCUUUCCAAACCCCUCAAAAUCUCUGCUUUCCUCAUUCUUCCGUCUUCUUCUUCCCAUCACACCCUAAACAAAUCAACGGCUGAAAAUAAAAUGAAGGAAAAGGGGGAAAAAUCCGUCCGUUGAAAAGCAGAAUUUUGGAUCUCUCUCAGAAUCGCCACCACAAUCCGAAACCGUCUAAUGCUCAGCUAAGCUCCUUCUUCGCCUCAAGAAUUCGAACGCCAUGAAUGUAUCCAUAAUCGAUCCGUUGCAGGGAGAUUUUCCAGAAGUGAUAGAGGAAUAUCUGGAGCAUGGGACUAUGAAAUGUAUCGCCUUUAACCGCAGGGGAACGCUUCUUGCAGCUGGGUGUCAUGACGGUAGCUGUGUUAUCUGGGAUUUUGAGACCCGAGGAAUUGCUAAGGAGCUCCGCGAUAAAGAUUGCACUUCAGCAAUCACAAGCGUUUGUUGGUCAAAGUACGGUCACCACAUACUCACUUCAGCCACCGACAAGUCCUUGACACUCUGGAACGUUGUCGAUGGGGAGAAGGUAGCCCGUGUAAUGCUGCCGAAUGUUACGUUGCAUGCCCGCCUCCAUCCGGGCUCCUACUUUCCUUCCACCUGCUUGGCGUGCCCGCUUUCAUCUGCACCUAUCCUUGUAGACUUGAACACCGGGAGCACGACUGUGCUGCCAGUUUCGAUAUCUGAUGUGGGCGCUGAAGCAAUCCCUCCUUCACGCAACAAAUUUGCUGAUGGGUCCCCUGCCAUCAGAGUAAUUCCAGCGACUUUCAACAAGCAUGGGGAUCUGAUAUAUGUUGGGAAUGCAAAUGGGGAAAUACUUAUAACUGAUUCCAAGAAUACCCACGUCCGUGCAGUGGUUCCCAUUUCAGGUGUUGUGAUUAAGCAUAUCAUUUUCAGCAGGAAUGGGCAGUACCUGCUCACAAAUUCGAAUGAUAGGACCAUCCGGGUCUAUGAGAAUCUUCUGCCCCUGAAAGAUGGGGCACAGGCUCUUGAUGAACUCAGUAGCAGUGAGGCCGAGUUGGAAGGGAUUGAGAAGUUGAAGGCUGUGGGGUCCAAGUGCUUGGUGCUUUUCCAGGAAUUUCAGGAUUCUGUCACUAAGAUCCAAUGGAAGGCCCCCUGUUUUAGCGGCGAUGGUGAGUGGGUGGUCGGCGCAUCUGCUACUAAAGGGGACCACAAGAUUUAUAUAUGGGGCAGGGCUGGGCAUCUAGUGAAGUUCCUAGAAGGUCCUAAAGAAGCCUUGUCGGAUCUGGCUUGGCAUCCGGUCCACCCCAUUCUGGUCUCCCUUUCUGUGAAGGGUCUAGUCUAUAUAUGGGCCAAGGACUAUACAGAGAACUGGAGUGCGUUCGCUCCCGAUUUCAAAGAGCUUGAGGAAAACGAAGAAUAUGAAGAGAGAGAAGAUGAGUUUGAUUUGAUGCCCGAUACUGAAAAGGUGAAAGAAUUGGACGUUAAUGAAGAUGAGGAAGUCGAUAUCGUGACAGUGGAUAAGGAUUCAGCUUUUAGCGAUUCAGAUACGUCUCAGGAAGAACUUUGUUUCUUGCCAGCUAUUCCUUCUCCAGACAUCCCCGAACAGCAAGACAAGUUUGUCGGAAGUUCGACAAAGUUAGAAGACAGCACUCAUUCCGGAUCUCCGCUUUCCGAGGAGGCGGGACAGAAUGGGCAAGAGGAUAAUCUGGAGUUGAGCCCAGUUGAAGUGGUUGGUAAUUCAAUCGCGGAUGAUAUGGGAACGAACGGACGUGUGAAAAGAAAGCGGAAGCCAUCAGAGAAGGGGUUGGAGAUGCAGGCUGAGAAGGGUCGAAAGCCCUUGACGAAGAUAAAGCCUUCUGGUAAGUCUUCGAAAGCUAGAAAUAAAUCUGGGGAGGGACAGGAUACAUUGCUAUUUGAGGAUGAUGUAACUGAUGAAUACAUGUAGAUUUAUCAUCUUUCAUUUCUUCUUAUAUUUCUUUCAUAGCGGAGUUUCUGUUUGCA